GUUUAAUUUUCUACCGACCAUUAGAUUGAUCUAAUGAAUAAAAUUUGAAGAAGGAGAGAGAAGUAGAAAACUUUGAAGGAGAGGAUCCGUCCGGUUCUACUCUCUGCUUUGUUUCACUCUCUUUUUCAGUAUACGGCGGCGGCGCAAGAACGAUAAACAAACAAACAUGUUGGACAUCAACCUAUUCAGGGAAGAAAAGGGUCACAACCCCGAACUCAUCCGUGAAUCCCAACGCCGUCGUUUUGCCAGCGUCGAAGUCGUUGAUGAAAUCAUCAAUCUCGACAAAGAAUGGCGAAAACGUCAAUUCGAGUUGGAAAAUCUCCGCAAAGAAGUCAACAAGAUCAACAAAGAAGUUUCCAAACUCAAGCGUGCUGGUGAAGAUGCAACCAAGCUCAUUGCUGAUUCUGAAGAGACUAAGAAGAAGAUAGCUGAGAAAGAGGUGGAGGCUAAGGAAACUCUAAGCCUUUUGAAUACCAAAUUGGAAACUAUUGGAAACCUAAUCCAUGAUUCUGUUCGAGUUGACAAUGAUGAGGCCAAUAAUGAAGUCAUUAGAACAUGGGGGGAGAAAAGGGUUGAGCCUAAACUCAAGAAUCAUGUGGAUCUAGUUGACCUACUUGGGAUAGCUGAUUUGAAGAAAGGAGCUGAUGUAGCUGGAGGUAGAGGUUACUACCUCAUAGGAGAUGGUGUUCGUCUUAAUCAAGCUCUAAUCAACUUUGGGCUUGAGUUUUUAGAGAAAAGGGAAUAUACUUUAUUACAAACUCCUUUCUUCAUGAGAAAAGAUAUGAUGUCCAAGUGUGCUCAAUUAGCCCAAUUUGAUGAAGAACUUUAUAAGGUAACUGGUGAAGGAGAUGACAAAUAUCUGAUUGCAACAGCAGAGCAGCCACUUUGUGCAUAUCAUAUAGAUGAUUGGAUCCACCCUACCCAGCUACCCCUAAGGUAUGCUGGAUAUUCAUCUUGCUUUAGGAAAGAAGCUGGAUCUCACGGUCGAGAUACUCUAGGAAUAUUCCGAGUUCACCAAUUUGAGAAAGUGGAACAGUUUUGUAUUACUUCCCCAAAUGACAAUGAUUCAUGGGACAUGCAUGAGGAAAUGCUUAAGAACUCUGAGGAGUUUUACAAGGCGUUGAACAUUCCAUAUCAAAUUGUUUCCAUUGUAUCUGGUGCUUUAAAUGAUGCUGCAGCAAAGAAGUAUGAUCUUGAAGCAUGGUUUCCAGCUUCUCAAACUUACAGAGAGUUGGUAUCCUGUUCAAAUUGUACAGACUACCAGGCCAGAAAAUUAGAAAUUCGAUAUGGUCAGAAAAAGAGCAAUGAGCAGUUGAAGCAAUAUGUUCAUUUGUUGAACUCUACUCUCACUGCUACUGAAAGGACCAUUUGCUGCAUACUAGAGAACAACCAAAAGGAGGAUGGGGUAGAGAUACCAGAAGUCCUCAGGCCAUUCAUGGGUGGAAAGACUUUCCUACCCUUCAAGAACCAACCGAGUAAUGAAGCCAAAGGGAAGAAAUCGAAGGCCUAAUUGCAUUAUUUUUAGUCUGAAUGAUAUUUAUGAAGAGCUAGUUUAGAAUUAUAGGUUAUGACCAAUGUUAUUCCUUCCAUCAUAACCUGUUUUCAACUGCUUCCAUCCCCUUCUCGUUGUAUGCUUUAAUUAAAUAGUAAAUUAUCUUUAAGGAACACAAUAUUUUGCAGAAAGGACGUAGUUGGCAUUAUCUGUAACUCUAUUCAUUUAUAAACUGUGUGCUCUAUUAUUCACUU
Trifolium pratense (red clover) is the source of this 1746-nucleotide messenger RNA. Its product is annotated as serine--tRNA ligase-like. Gene Ontology annotation, molecular function: serine-tRNA ligase activity; ATP binding; tRNA binding. Gene Ontology annotation, biological process: seryl-tRNA aminoacylation. NCBI's taxonomy places the organism in Eukaryota, Viridiplantae, Streptophyta, Magnoliopsida, Fabales, Fabaceae. The transcript is spliced from 9 exons. The coding region runs from base 167 to 1510 and encodes 447 amino acids. The record is from RefSeq and is a predicted model, not a curated record. Gene Ontology annotation, cellular component: cytosol.